Molecule: messenger RNA, 6902 nt
Organism: Jaculus jaculus (lesser Egyptian jerboa)
Lineage: Eukaryota; Metazoa; Chordata; Mammalia; Rodentia; Dipodidae
Gene: Myof
Product: myoferlin
Exons: 56
Coding region: 125-6364 (2079 amino acids)
Biological process (GO): plasma membrane repair; monocyte activation involved in immune response; vesicle fusion
Cellular component (GO): plasma membrane; cytoplasmic vesicle; T-tubule
Molecular function (GO): calcium ion binding; calcium-dependent phospholipid binding
Source: RefSeq, a predicted model, not a curated record
CCAAGAAGAGAGGAAAAGGAGUGCGCGCCAGGUCCAGCCUCCUCCGCAGAGCCCUCCCCACCGAGACAGCGACUCCCGGCGGAGCCCCGCGCCGGCAUCCACCGCGGCCGCCUCCCCAAGAGCCAUGCUGCGAGUGAUCGUGGAAUCGGCCAGUAACAUCCCCAAGACGAAAUUUGGGAAACCGGAUCCUAUCGUUUCUGUUAUUUUCAAGGAUGAGAAAAAGAAAACAAAGAAAGUUGACAAUGAACUCAACCCUGUCUGGAAUGAGAUUUUGGAGUUUGAAUUGAGAGGGUUACCACUGGACUCUUCAUCUUCCCUUGAAAUCGUUGUGAAGGAUUUUGAGACUAUUGGCCAAAAUAAAUUAAUUGGCACAGCAACUGUUGCGCUGAAGGACCUGACUGGGGACCAGAGCAGAUCACUGCCCUACAAACAGAUCUCCCUGCUGAAUGAAAGAGGACAAGACACCGGGGCCACCAUUGACUUGGUGAUCGGCUAUGACCCACCUUUAGCUCAACAUCCAAAUGACCUGAGUGGGACCAGUGGGCCAGGCAUGGGAGGAGAAGAGGAAGAAGAACAAGGUGAUGAAGACAGGUUGGAAGGGCCAGUGUGGGUCUCUGGGCCCAAAGGGCCAACUGGGACAUUGACAGAGGCUCAGCUUGCUCGGCGGAUCACCAAAGGAAAGAGUAGUCGGCGGAUACUAUCCAGCAAGCCCCAGGAUUUCCAGAUCCGUGUCAGAGUGAUUGAGGGCCGACAGCUGAGCGGCAACAACAUAAGGCCUGUGGUCAAAGUUCACGUCUGUGGACAGACGCACCGAACAAGAAUCAAGAGGGGGAACAAUCCGUUUUUCGAUGAGUUGUUUUUCUACAAUGUGCACAUCACCCCUUCAGAACUGAUGGAUGAAAUCAUCAGCAUCCGGGUUUACAAUUCCCAUUCCUUGCGGGCAGAUUGUCUGCUAGGGGAAUUUAAGAUUGAUGUUGGAUUUGUUUAUGAUGAACCUGGUCAUGCUGUCAUGAGGAAAUGGCUUCUUCUCAAUGACCCAGAAGAUGCCAGCUCAGGUGCCAAAGGUUACAUGAAAGUCAGCAUGUUUGUCCUGGGAACUGGAGACGAACCUCCUCCAGAGAAACGAGAUCGUGACAAUGACAGUGAUGAUGUGGAGAGCAAUUUGUUGCUCCCAGCUGGCAUUGCCCUCCGGUGGGUGACCUUCUUGCUGAAGAUCUACCGAGCUGAGGACAUCCCACAAAUGGACGAUGCCUUCUCCCAGACGGUGAAGGAAAUAUUUGGUGGUACUGCAGAUAAGAAAAACCUGGUGGACCCUUUCGUAGAAGUUUCCUUUGCUGGAAAAAAGGUCUGCACAAAUAUAAUUGAGAAAAAUGCAAAUCCUGAGUGGAAUCAAGUUGUCAAUCUUCAGAUCAAGUUUCCCUCAAUGUGUGAAAAAAUAAAACUCACAGUAUUUGACUGGGAUCGUCUUACCAAAAAUGAUGUAGUUGGAACAACAUACUUAUACCUUUCUAAAAUUGCUGCUUCUGGUGGGGAAGUAGAAGAUUUCUCAUCUUCGGGAGCUGGGGCUGCAUCAUAUACAGCAAAUACAGGAGAAACAGAGGUGGGCUUUGUCCCAACAUUUGGACCUUGUUAUCUGAACCUUUAUGGGAGCCUCAGAGAGUAUACAGGAUUUCCAGACCCCUAUGAUGAGCUAAACACUGGCAAGGGAGAAGGAGUCGCCUACAGAGGCAGGAUCUUGGUUGAAUUGAGCACAUUUCUAGAGAAAACACCACCAGAGAAGAAGCUAGAGCCCAUUUCAAAUGAUGACCUGCUGGUUGUUGAGAAAUACCAGCGAAGGCGGAAGUAUUGCCUGUCUGCUGUGUUCCACUCAGCCACCAUGCUGCAGGACAUUGGUGAGGCCAUUCAGUUUGAAGUCAGCAUUGGGAACUAUGGCAACAAGUUUGAUGCGACCUGUAAGCCCCUAGCAUCUACAACUCAAUACAGCCGCGCGGUAUUUGAUGGGAACUACUAUUACUACUUACCUUGGGCCCACACGAAGCCGGUGGUGACCCUGACUUCCUACUGGGAGGACAUUAGUCAUCGCCUGGAUGCGGUGAACAUUCUCCUAGUCAUGGCAGAGCGGCUGAGAUCAAACAUCGAGGCUGUGAAGUCAGGGAUCCAAGCUAAAACUCCUGCAAACCAGCUGGCCGAGUUGUGGUUGAAGCUGAUAGAUGAAGUUAUAGAAGAUACAAGACACACCUUGCCUGUCACUGAAGGAAAACCUAAUGUCACAGUUCUCGAUACUCAGAUCCGAAAGUUGCGGUCCCGGUUUCUGACCCAGAUCCACGAGGCAGCUGUGAGGAUGCGGUCUGAAGCCACAGACGUGAAGUCCACCUUGCUGGAAAUUGAAGACUGGCUUGAUAAAUUACUGCAACUUACCGAAGAGCCACAGAACAGUAUGCCUGAUAUUAUCAUCUGGAUGAUCCGUGGAGAGAAAAGACUGGCUUAUGCCCGAAUUCCUGCACACCAGGUCUUAUACUCCACCAGCGGUGAGAACGCAUCUGGCAAAUACUGUGGGAAAACCCAAACCAUCCUUCUCAAGUAUCCACAGGAGAAAAACAAUGGGCCCAAAAUACCUGUGCAGUUGCGAGUCAACAUCUGGCUGGGCUUAAGUGCUGUGGAGAAGAAGUUCAAUAGCUUCGCUGAAGGGACGUUCUCCGUCUUUGCUGAAAUGUAUGAAAAUCAAGCUCUCAUGUUUGGAAAAUGGGGCACCUCUGGAUUAGUGGGACGUCAUAAGUUUUCUGAUGUCACAGGAAAAAUAAAGCUCAAGAGGGAAUUCUUUCUGCCUCCAAAAGGCUGGGAAUGGGAAGGAGACUGGAUAGUUGACCCUGAAAGAAGCUUGCUGACUGAGGCCGACGCAGGUCACACGGAGUUCACCGAUGAAGUCUACCAGAAUGAGAGUCGCUACCCCGGGGGCGAGUGGAAGCCGGCCGAGGACGCCUACACGGACGCGAAUGGUGACAAAGCAGCAUCUCCCAGUGAGCUGACUUGCCCUCCGGGUUGGGAAUGGGAAGAUGAUGCUUGGAUAUAUGACAUAAAUCGAGCUGUGGAUGAGAAAGGCUGGGAAUAUGGAAUUACCAUUCCUCCUGAUAAUAAGCCCAAAUCCUGGGUGGCAGCAGAGAAAAUGUAUCACACCCACAGACGACGAAGACUGGUCCGAAAACGCAAGAAAGAUUUAAUGCAGACAUCUUCAAGUACAGCAAGGGCUAUGGAAGAACUUGAAGACCGAGAUGGCUGGGAAUAUGCUUCUUUAAUUGGCUGGAAAUUUCACUGGAAACAUCGGAGCUCAGACACCUUCCGCCGCAGACGCUGGAGGAGAAAAAUGGCUCCCUCUGAAACACACGGUGCAGCGGCCAUCUUUAAACUUGAAGGCGCCCUUGGUGCAGACACAACGGAGGACGGAGAUGACAAGAGCAUGGAAAAGAAACAUUGCGCCACCACUGUGUUUGGAGCGAACACUCCCAUUGUGUCCUGUAACUUUGACAGAGUCUAUGUGUACCACCUGCGCUGCUACAUCUAUCAAGCCCGAAACCUCAUGGCUUUAGACAAAGACAGCUUUUCAGAUCCCUACGCUCAUGUCUCCUUCCUCCAUCGAAGCAAAACCACAGAGGUCAUCCACUCCACCCUGAAUCCAACAUGGGACCAAACAAUUAUAUUUGAUGAGAUUGAAAUCUAUGGGGAACCUCAAACGGUCCUUCAGAACCCACCCAAAGUUAUCUUGGAACUUUUUGACAAUGACCAAGUGGGCAAAGAUGAAUUUUUAGGACGAAGCAUGUGCUCUCCUUUGGUGAAACUCAACUCAGAAAUGGACAUCACACCCAAACUUCUCUGGCAGCCGGUCAUGAAUGGAGAUAGAGUGUGUGGGGAUGUCCUUGUAACUGCGGAGCUGAUUCUGAGGAACAAGGAUGGCUCCAACCUUCCCAUUCUUCCCUCUCAAAGGGCACCAAACCUCUACAUGGUCCCCCAGGGCAUCAGGCCUGUGGUUCAGCUCACUGCUAUUGAGAUUCUAGCAUGGGGAUUACGAAAUAUGAAAAACUACCAGAUGGCGUCUAUCACGUCUCCGAGUCUCAUUGUGGAGUGUGGAGGGAAGAGAGUGGAAUCAGUGGUGAUCAAAAACCUUAAGAAGACACCCAACUUCCCGAGCUCUGUGCUCUCAAUGGAAGUGCUCUUGCCCAAGGAGGAGCUAUACAUGCCACCACUGGUGAUCAAAGUCAUUGACCACAGACAGUUUGGUCGGAAGCCUGUUGUAGGCCAGUGCACCAUUGAACAACUGGACCGCUUCCGCUGCGAUCCUUAUGCAGGAAAAGAAGAUAUUGUGCCGCAGCUAAAAGCCUCUCUGAUGUCUGCACCUCCUUGCCGAGAUGUCAUUAUUGAAAUAGAAGACACCAAACCAUUACUGGCUUCCAAGUGCUUAAGCAGCGUGUCAACAGCACUCAGCAAAAUGGCUUCUCCAAGAACAGUGCAUCUAACAGAAAAGGAAGAAGAAAUUGUUGACUGGUGGAGUAAAUUCUAUGCCUCCUCCGGGGAACUCGAAAAAUGUGGACAAUAUAUUCAGAAAGGCUAUUCCAAACUCAAGAUCUAUAACUGUGAACUAGAGGAUGUGGCUGACUUUGAGGGCCUGACAGACUUCUCGGAGACUUUCAAGUUGUACCGGGGCAAGUCUGAGGAAAAUGAAGACCCUUCUGUGGUGGGAGAGUUUAAAGGUUCUUUCCGCAUCUAUCCCCUGUCGGAUGACCCCAGCAUGCCUGCCCCUCCUAGGCAGUUUCGGGAAUUGCCUGACAGUGUCCCACAGGAAUGCACGGUUAGGAUUUACAUUGUUCGAGGCUUAGAGCUGCAGCCCCAGGACAACAAUGGCCUGUGUGAUCCUUACAUAAAAAUAACACUGGGCAAAAAAGUAAUUGAAGACCGAGACCACUACAUUCCCAACACUCUCAACCCAGUUUUUGGCAGAAUGUAUGAACUGAGCUGCUACUUGCCUCAAGAAAAAGACCUGAAAAUCUCUGUCUAUGACUAUGACACCUUUACCCGGGACGAGAAAGUGGGAGAGACCAUCAUUGACCUGGAGAACCGCUUCCUCUCCCGGUUUGGGGCCCACUGUGGCAUCCCUGAGCAGUUCUGUGUCUCGGGAGUAAACACCUGGCGAGAUCAGCUAAAACCAACCCAGUUGCUUCAAAACGUAGCCAGAUUCAAACGCUUCCCUCCCCCCAUCCUUUCCGAAGAUGGGGACACAAUCAGAUAUGGAGGACGAGAGUACAGCUUGGAUGAAUUUGAAGCCAACAAAAUCCUGCACCAGCACCUUGGGGCCCCCGAAGAGCGCCUUGCCCUCCACAUCCUCAGGACACAGGGGCUGGUCCCUGAGCACGUGGAGACAAGGACUUUGCACAGCACCUUCCAGCCCAACAUUUCUCAGGGAAAACUUCAGAUGUGGGUGGAUGUUUUCCCCAAGAGUUUGGGCCCACCAGGUCCCCCUUUCAACAUCACCCCCCGGAAAGCCAAAAAGUACUACCUGCGUGUGAUCAUCUGGAAUACCAAGGAUGUUAUCUUGGAUGAGAAGAGCAUCACUGGAGAGGACAUGAGUGACAUCUACGUCAAAGGCUGGAUUCCUGGAAGUGAAGAAAACAAACAGAAAACAGAUGUCCACUACAGGUCCUUGGAUGGUGAAGGGAAUUUUAAUUGGAGAUUUGUUUUCCCGUUUGACUACCUCCCCGCUGAGCAGCUCUGCAUCGUUGCUAAAAAAGAACAUUUCUGGAGUAUUGACCAAACAGAAUUCCGAGUCCCACCCCGACUGAUCAUUCAGAUAUGGGACAAUGACAAGUUUUCUCUGGAUGACUACUUGGGUUUCCUGGAACUUGACUUGCAUCACACCAUCCUUCCUGCCAAGUCAUCAGAGAAAUGCAAUUUGGAUAUGAUUCCGGACCUCAAAGCCAUGGACCCUCUGAAAGCCAAGACCGCUUCACUCUUUGAACAGAAGUCCAUGAAAGGAUGGUGGCCAUGCUACGCAGACAAAGAUGGCUGCCGUGUGCUGGCUGGGAAAGUCGAGAUGACAUUGGAGGUCCUCAACGAGAAGGAGGCCGACGAGAGGCCAGCUGGGAAGGGGCGAGAUGAACCCAACAUGAACCCCAAGCUCGACCCACCGAACCGGCCGGAGACGUCCUUCCUCUGGUUCACCAACCCGUGCAAGACCAUGCGCUUCAUCGUGUGGCGCCGCUUCAAGUGGGUGAUCGUGGGGCUGCUGCUGCUGCUCAUUCUGCUGCUCUUCGUCGCUGUGCUCCUGUACUCGCUGCCGAACUAUUUGUCAAUGAAGAUUGUGAGACCAAACGCAUAAUGAACGCAACACCUUUCUUUCAAGAGUCCCCCCAGCAAGCAAGAAUCCUGCCUCACAAGUUCAAGUCUGACUUGGAGUCUGAGACUUCAGCAGGUGGUGUGUUACACUGCAUUACCAAGACCCAUCAUUCUCCAGAGGGUCUAGACCCAGGAAAGUCAAGCUAACAAGCAACAUUUUUUAUCUUACCUUCUGAUGCAUUAAAAGCUUUAUUUUCUAUAGUUUUAACCAUAUCUGCCAGAGUAUUUUUCAAGGUGGCUGGUUCCAUUUUUUAAAAAAAUAAAAACAUCAUCUUUUUAUGUGUUUUUUCUAUGAUUCAAGUUUUGAAAAUUGCUGAAGUGUAACUUGAAAUGAUCUGUAUCUUAAUGUCAUAUAUUUCUUAUUUGUAAUCAAGAUAAAAGACUAUGCAUUAUAAAAGACAAAGUAAUUAGUGAUUCUUAUUUAUGUCUGCAAGCAUUGUUGUGAUAUUUUAUAUGGAUAAACUUCAUGAGACACUAUCCAAUCUGUGUGAUAAAUGCAAAUAAAGAGAUCUCACCUGUUA